UCCAUAUGCAUUGAAAGAUUCAGCAACUGGCACAGAAAUGACUGCUUGGACAUCAGCUGGGCUGCAACCAACUACCGGAUAUUACUCAUACGACCCGAUGUCCGCUUAUGGUUACGGCCCCAGCUACGAUUUGGCUGCGCGUCGAAAAAAUGCAACACGUGAGUCCACAGCCACACUAAAAGCUUGGCUUAAUGAACACAAAAAGAAUCCCUACCCAACCAAAGGUGAGAAAAUUAUGUUGGCCAUCAUUACAAAGAUGACGCUGACACAGGUCUCCACAUGGUUUGCGAAUGCGCGCCGACGGCUCAAGAAGGAGAAUAAAAUGACUUGGGAGCCAAAGAAUCGCACAGACGACGAUGAUGAAGCAAUGGUUUCUGAUGAAGAGAAGGAAAAGGAUGAAUUGGAAAGUGAAAAGAUAUCACAAGGCAUGCACAGUGGAAGUAUUGGGGGCGGACAGCGAAAAGAGCUUGAAAAAGACGACGAUGAUCUGCAGGAUGAUGAGUCAAAAUCGUUAGGUUCACACACGAACGAACUUCGUAAUCAAAGCAUCGGUUUUUCGGGUUCCAGCGUUGGCAGUGCUCCGAGCGGUGGCUACCAUGGUUCCGAUGGCACAUCAAAUCAUCCACAUAGCUACCAUCCCUACCAUCAUCAGCAUCCCGCCUACUAUCAGCAUCAGCAGGCACUAUUGGCAGCUAGCGGCUAUCCGACCGGUGGUAUGCUUAGCAGCAAUAAUAACAAUAAUGUAAACAAACAUGAUGGUAGCGAUCCAAAAAACCAGCUGAGCCGGGACUGUGGCGUGCCGAUUCCAGCAAGCAAGCCCAAAAUCUGGAGUUUGGCCGACACAGUCGCCUGCAAGACACCACCGCCAGCACAAGCAGCAGCAUAUAUGGGCCAGGCGCAGCAGCAGCAUCAGCAGCAUCAACAGUCGCAACAACAACAACAUCCCAUGCAGCAGGCGCACAUGAACAGCAGCGGUAUGGGCAACCAUAUGGGUUUGUCACAGCAGCCGCCGCCGCCGCCGCAGCAGCAACAGAUGCAACAGCCAUCAGCGCUGGGAGCACCACCACCGGCAACACAUAUGAUGAUGAGCAAUUACGGCGCCGGCACAGCCUUCUCGCGGGCGCCGCCUACCACAGCUUACGGGGGUUUUCUAGGGGCUACAAUGCAGCAGCUACAUACUACGAACAAUACCCCAUACAACAGCAGCAGCAGCAGCAACAACAACAACUCCAGUCUCCAACACAACAGCAGCAACAUUAUCAACGGCAGCAACAACAACAACGGUGCGGCCCAUACCAAUAUCAUCCCUAUCAGCACGCGUAUCGCGGCAAAUACUACGGCUCAGUCGGUGGCACCAUCGGCAGCGCCGCAUCCACCGCCCACACACAUGCGCUCGAACAACAACACCAGCGCACCACAUCAUCCGUACGGAGCGGCUCAGCGGGGGAUGGGGUUUCCAGAAGCCCAACCCGAUACUCCACCCCAAACUCCGCCGAAUAUGAAGCUGCAGAGCGUGGCAGCGAAUCUUUUGCUUACCGCUUCGCAAAUCCCUACGAUCGCUACUUGUCGCAGUAAUGGCAAUGCUGGGGGUGGUGCAGGUGCGCUAGGUAUGAGCGGCGGUUCAGCGUAUGGAUCAGCUAACGGCAUGCGUGGUUAUGCAAUGAAUUAUUCGACACGUUUUGACGAGUACUCGCCACGCGAUGAGAGCUCGAGCGGUUCGAGCAGUUGCAGCUCAACGGAUUCAACACGUUUGCAGCAGCAUGAUUCGCCAUACAAGGCAGCAUAUAAAAGCCAACAACUCGCUGGCUUUGUAUCGCCCGUUUAAGAGCUGUCAAAUUCAGGAGACAAAUAAUAGCAUGACUCUUGAGAUCUUCUAGUGGCAAGACUUUUUCUUUACUUCUAACAUUUGGGACAUUGUGCAAAUAUAAAUCAACUGAAGAGUAAAAAAAAAAUUCAGUAAAAAUAAUUUAAAUUAACUAAGAUUUAUUAUUAAACUGUUAUAAUUUCGAGCAUAUAAAACUAAUAAAAAAUAAUUUGCUAAUCGGCACUACAUUUAGUUAGUUAUAAGUGUAAAGCUAGUUAAGCUCCUAAAUCAUGCAAACAUUUAACAGCAAAUUAAAAAGAGAAAAAUAUAAACAUUAUCCUUGCAUUAAUAAAUUUCGAAAUAUAAUAAAUACAUAUGUAAGUGUUAAGUAAAAUUUUCGACUGUGAUAAACUACUGACAACUUGUUAGUUUACUUUUUGAGUGUAAUCUGUAUUGUACUACUACAUACACCCACACACAUUGUGCAAAUAUACAUUACAAAUACAUACAUACACACGUAACAAUAUUUAAUACCAAUUUAACUUAAUUUAAUAUUUAAUACAUUAUAAUAAAAUAC
Bactrocera oleae (olive fruit fly) is the source of this 2381-nucleotide messenger RNA. The record is from RefSeq and is a predicted model, not a curated record. Lineage: Eukaryota; Metazoa; Arthropoda; Insecta; Diptera; Tephritidae.